AUGGGAUCCACGUUAUCAACCAUCAUAGGUACCAUUCUUACGAAGCAGCAAUCAUAUUAUUACGUAUGCGGCGAAAAAAAAUAUCAAACGUAUCAGUCGACUUGUUUCGUUUUAAUAACAAUGUCAUUAGCGAUGAUGACAGGAAUCCCAAUAUCGCUUAUAUUCAAAAGGGUUCAAGAAAAUCAAGCACAAUUACCAAUCCCGAAAAAAAUAUUACUUAUGCUUCCUUUAGUUUCUAUAUUUGAUAUUCUCGAAUCAUUCAUUACAAUGUUCUUAAUCAAUGGAAUCAACGCAUACUAUACAUCUAUCACUUCCAUCAUGGUAAUUAUUACUUUAAUUAUUUUCCGCUAUAAAUUCUUAAAUAAAGAGAUGUACGCUUACAUGUGGGUAUCCGUUGUACUUGCUCUCUGUUCCAUUAUCUGUGUUGCCAUUCCUGCAAUCAUUACGAACGAAGCUGCGAUUAAAAGUGCCAAAGUAAUUGUCACAGUUAUUUUCAUUUGUAUUCUCGAUGUAGUUUUACGUGCAGGCCAAAUUACGUUAGAAGAGUAUAUCCUGCACAACUCUGAUAUGAAUCCAGAGAUGUUUACAGGCAUUGAAGGCUGCUGCAAUUUACUUUUAGUUCUUUUCAUUUUUUGUCCGAUUGUUCACGUCAUUCCAUUGAAAGAUGUCCAGGAGAGUGUUUGUCAAACAGCUUUAUUGAUUAUACACUCGAGGACACUUAUUUUUACUGUUUUUAUUCACUUCAUCAUCCUUGGAUUAUUUAAUUUCUGCAGAAUCAGAUUUAUUUUGUACACGAACGCUUUGUCCUUCAGUUUGUACAAGUUACUUGCUGAACCUUUGAAAGCAAUGCAUAAUAUAAUAACUGUUUUGGUACCAAGUUAUCUUUUGUACCAAUAUCAUGAAAGAAAUGAAAUUGUUCUUUCUAUUGUUUUCAACACUAUUUCGGCAAUUUUCAUUGUUAUUUCACUGAUGCUAGCAUCUGAAAUUGUUAGGAUACCUUGUUCGAAGUAUCCUGAAGUUGAUAAGUUUGUUAUACCUAUGAAAAAAAUCGAAGAUAAUCAUGAAUGA
Messenger RNA from Trichomonas vaginalis G3, 1068 nucleotides. Its product is annotated as solute carrier family 35 member F6 family. The coding region runs from base 1 to 1068 and encodes 355 amino acids. Lineage: Eukaryota; Parabasalia; Trichomonadida; Trichomonadidae. Gene Ontology annotation, cellular component: intracellular membrane-bounded organelle; membrane. The record is from RefSeq and is a predicted model, not a curated record. The transcript has a single exon.